CUACAAGUGAAUUAAUCAGAAAAUGCUGAUCAUAUUUUACAUUCUGCUGAGCUUCGGGGUUGGUCGAAGCACAGAUGAGCUGUUCUUUGGAACGAAGAGUCUUGGUAUUGGAGAUGAUGUGACUCUGACAUGCCCGCGCCUGACAUCUGAACUUGAAGCAACCUUGUAUUGGAUCAGGAUUGUUUCUGGAAACUUGCCUGAAUUCUUGGGAGGAACAUUUACCUUUGAUUAUGGUGGUGUUAACAAGACUCCUCACAUUACAGCAAAACAAGGGCCUGGAACAUUUACUCUGGAAAUUAGUCAAGCUAAGCUAAACGACUCUGGUCUUUAUUACUGCAUAAAAGUAGAUCAACUCGACAUGGAAUUUUUGAAUGCAACAUUUCUCAAAAUUAAUGGGCCAGAUCCAGCGAUCACUGACAUCAUUCAGUUGCCUCAAUCUGGUCCCCUCCAUCCAGGAGACCCAGUGACUCUGCAGUGUUCAGUUCUCUCCAACUCCAAGAAAAAAACGUGUCCUGGGAAUCACCGAGUGUUUUGGUUCAGCCCUGGAGCUGAUAAAUCUCAUCCCAACUUAAUUUAUGCUGAUGAAAAUAGCUGUGAGAGGAGUCCAGAGGCUUCCUCCACACAGAAAUGUGUCUACAGCUUCUCCAAGAAUGUCAGCUCCUCUGAUGCUGGGUCUUACUACUGUGCUGUGGCCACAUGUGGACAGAUACUUUUUGGAAAUGGAACAAAACUGGACAUUAAAGCAUUCAGCAUGUGGGACUUGCAGAAGGCAAAUACAGCUCUCUCUCUCUUGUCUGCUGCUUUGGCUACAAGUCUGAUUGUUAUAGCCUCCCUCAUUUAUAUCAUCAAGAAGAAAACUUGCAAUUGUUGUUUCACAUUAUUGGUUUGUUUCAAACAAACAGAUGUUGGAACAAUCAGUGGUGACCAGCAGAGUCAGCAGAAAGUUGAAGACUCUGUGGUUUAUUCGGCAGCAACUUUCACCUGGAACAAAACGACCAAAGUACCGCAAAGGAGUUCCAGACAAGCAGAGAAAGAAACAAUCUACUCUGAUGUCAGUGUAACAGAUAAAUAA
Molecule: messenger RNA, 1072 nt
Organism: Archocentrus centrarchus (flier cichlid)
Lineage: Eukaryota; Metazoa; Chordata; Actinopteri; Cichliformes; Cichlidae
Product: signal-regulatory protein beta-2-like
Exons: 6
Coding region: 23-1072 (349 amino acids)
Biological process (GO): response to bacterium
Source: RefSeq, a predicted model, not a curated record